AUGGCGGGCUUCCUCAAGUCGUCCGACCUCGGGCCGCACCCGCACGGGUACGGCACCUCGCACCAUCCGCACCAUGCCCAUCCGCAUGGACCUUUACCGCCCGGAAUGCCUAUGACAUCGUUAGCCCCGUUCGGUCUUCCCCACGGGCUAGAUGCUGUAGGAUUUCCGCAAGGUAUGUGGGGUGUCAAUCCACGAAAACAGCGUCGCGAACGGACCACGUUCACCCGGGCCCAGCUCGAUGUACUCGAGGCGCUGUUCGGCAAGACUCGCUAUCCGGAUAUCUUCAUGCGCGAGGAGGUGGCACUCAAGAUCAACCUUCCUGAAUCAAGAGUACAGGUAUGGUUCAAGAAUAGACGUGCCAAGUGCCGACAGCAGCUACAGCAUCAGUCGUCGUCCAACCUGAACGGGAGCAAAUCGUCGGGCAGCUCGAGCGGGUCGGCGGGGCGUGGCGGUGCGGGCCAGAGCGGGGCCAGUGGAGCGUCGGGCGGGAACGGUGGAUCCGGGACGGGUGCGUCCGGUGCGGGCGGCAACAACAGCGGCAACAACAGUGGCAGCAAGAACUCCAUAGUGAACGCCAACAACAAGCCGACGAUCAAGCACACGCCGAUGAACAGCGGACACAACCCGGGUGUCAACGGUGGUGGUGGUGGAGGUGGUGGUGGUGCCGGCAAUCAGUCGAACUCGGCUGGCCCGAGCCACGGGCAGGGCGGGCCGCAGAGCCUGAGCGGUCACAGCAACGCGUCGCCGAUCCUGCCGAUCACCCCGUCAACCUCCGUCAGUCCGCCGAUCAACGUGAUCUGCAAGAAGGAGCAACCGUCGUCGUUCCACCACGGGGCGGGCGCGGGCGGCAACGAGGGACCGGGCGCGACCAUGAAGGCGACCGGGUACGACCUGCUGAAGGACACGGAGCUGAACCUAGCGCAUCACCACCACCAUUCGCCCGCCGCCUACGUCAACAUCAACUCCCGGUUAGGGCAGUCGCUGAGCUCGGCCGGCGUCGGUGGCGUCGGCGGCGGCGGCGUCGGGGUGGUCGGGAGCGUGGGAGGCGUGGUCGGCGGAGUGGUCGGUGGAGUCGGUGGCGUCGGCGGCGGAGUCGGUGGUGGCGGGGGGGGCCUCGGCAAUGGGCCGUCGGCCGGCAACCUGACGCCGCUCGGGUCGAACUCCUCCAUCAUGACCACGCCGUCGCCGCCGAUCACACCGCAGACGUCCCACAAUCCGCUCUCGUACGUGCCGAACCACGAGACGUACAACUUCUGGCACAACCAGUACCAGCAGUACCCGAACAACUACAACACGCCGUCCUACUACAGCCAGAUGGACUACUUCCAGAACCAGAACCAGGGCAACUACAACAUGGGACACACCGGCUACACCACGUCGGCCAACUUCGGGCUCGCCUCCACGUCCGCCCUCGCCGGGCCCAUGAGCUCCCAAACCUUCAGUCCCAACGGGCUGGACUACAUGAACCCGCAGGAUAAGUACGUCAACAUGGUGUAAGGGGCGCGAGGAAUUUCAGGAACUUCCGCCGUCACCACGAGUUCCCUUGGCAUGAGUUCCCCACAGGGGGAGGGUUGUAGGACCAUAUCACACACACACCACGGGGGUUCUAAACAAAACGAGAGACCAUAUCAAACAUCCCCCCCCGCCCCCGCCCCCAAUUCCCAGUUCCCCGUCCUGAUACCCCAUUCGCUCACACAUUGAGAGGUCCUUAGCUGCCAGCUUAACCUUCGCUCUGGUAAGUGAUGCGUGUGUGUUUGUGUUCUACACAGUUAGAUUCCCUUUCCUAAGAAAGCUACCACGCUUUACCCACGAGCCAUGCCAUGGAUGCGAGGGGCAGGCAAAGCUGUACAAGCCCUUCUGCCACCGGAACUCACCGAAAACACACAUAUAUGGACAUGUCGAGCGCUAAAGCAAAAAAAAAAAACACGAGGGAAGG
This is a messenger RNA of Anopheles coustani, 1936 nucleotides long. RefSeq names its product homeotic protein ocelliless (gene oc). The record is from RefSeq and is a predicted model, not a curated record. Gene Ontology annotation, cellular component: nucleus. The transcript has 3 exons. NCBI's taxonomy places the organism in Eukaryota, Metazoa, Arthropoda, Insecta, Diptera, Culicidae. Gene Ontology annotation, molecular function: DNA-binding transcription factor activity, RNA polymerase II-specific; RNA polymerase II cis-regulatory region sequence-specific DNA binding. The coding region runs from base 1 to 1497 and encodes 498 amino acids. Gene Ontology annotation, biological process: regulation of transcription by RNA polymerase II.